Molecule: messenger RNA, 8439 nt
Organism: Salvelinus fontinalis (brook trout)
Lineage: Eukaryota; Metazoa; Chordata; Actinopteri; Salmoniformes; Salmonidae
Gene: ptpn9b
Product: protein tyrosine phosphatase non-receptor type 9b
Exons: 13
Coding region: 48-2435 (795 amino acids)
Biological process (GO): protein dephosphorylation
Molecular function (GO): protein tyrosine phosphatase activity
Source: RefSeq, a predicted model, not a curated record
CUGCGUCGUGAACGAGCACGUAGAAACGACGUUGCCGAGGCUUCAAGAUGGCGGAAGCCUUGACAAGUCAGGAGGAACUGGCGGUAGAGGAGUUUCUGAGUGAGGUGCGUAGCAGGGAGCAUCCCCACAGUGCAGCCCUGGUCUCUCAGCCAACCGCCGUCAAGUUCCUCAUGGCACGCAAGUUUGAUGUCUCCAGAGCAAUAAACCUCUUCCAGGCAUACAAGAACACGAGGAUUAAGGAAGGAAUCUUCAACAUCAACCCAGAGGAGGAACCUCUUCGCUCUGAACUGCUCAGCGGAAAGUUCACUGUCCUGCCUGGUCGUGAUGCUAAGGGUGCUGCUCUGGCUCUGUUCACCGCUCGUCUCCACCGCUCUGACGUCACUACCCAUAGGGCUGUGCUGCAGGCCAUCAUCUUUCAGCUGGACAAAGCCAUCGAGAGUGUUGACACCCAGAGAGAUGGUUUAAUAUUCAUCUAUGACAUGACCAACUCCAGCUAUGGGAACUUUGACUAUGAGCUCUGUGUCAAGAUCCUCGACCUCCUCAAGGGUGCGUUCCCAGCGCGUCUGAAGUGUGUGUUCAUCGUGUCGUCUCCUCUCUGGUUCAGAGCUCCCUUCGCCGUCCUCAGACUCUUCGUACGUGAGAAGCUAAGAGAGAGGGUGUGUACAGUGAAGGCCCACGAGCUGUCCAAUUACAUCCCAGUCUCUUCUCUACCUGAGCACCUGUACGGAACCUCCCAGUACAGCCACGUUGCCUGGAUACAGUCCUGCGUCAACACGGACACCGCCCCAGGCGACGCGCACACACACCCGCACGACACACACGACUGCGUGGGUAGCCUGUUGCUCUCCUACAGCCUGGAGCCUCACAACGCUAACGCCGCCGCUACGUUAGCCGCUACGCAAACCUCCAUAGGCUCUCACUCAGAUUCGCCGUUGCCGUUAGCCUCAGAGCUAGCGUUAGCGGCUACGGCUAACUCCAACUGCUGCGACGAUAGUAAUGCUAACCCGCACGUGCGCUGCGGUACGGUGAACGGCAGGACUCGAGGUCAGGGCAGCCCCCGGAGCUCUGGACCACAUAGGAACCACCAGCACUGGAACGGCUCUGCUGGUAGCUGCGGGGUCGGGCCUGGGUUGGGGGUCAAUAACGUUGUCGGGACGGCGGUGGCGUCCGGGGUUGUUAGCGGCGUGAAUGGUCGCCAGCCACCGCCCCAGUCGGACACGCCCCCGGACACACCCCUCCACCACAAAGUAGUAGGACUUCCGAUGAGUGACGGGUCAGAAACCGUCGACGACGGAACAACGAACGAGGAAGAGGAUGAGGUAGAAGGGGUUCCUCCUCUCCCUCAGAAGUCUCUCCCACGCCACCCUCACCUCCCGCUGUCCCAGUGCCCCUCACUCUCGUCGUCGUGCGGCGCGUCACAGCCGGACGAGGACCCCGGCGAGGACCCUUGUCCCCAGGAAGCGGUGUCCGUACACAUGCCUGACGGGGUAGGGAUGAACGUGUUGGAGCUGGUGGAGCACGUCAAGAAGAGGAAGAAGAAGGGAAUCUACCAGGAGUACGAAGAGAUACGCAAGGAGACUCCUACUGGUAGCUUUGACUACAGCAAGAAGCUGUCCAAUCAGAUCAAGAACAGGUACAGUGAUGUCCUCUGUCUGGACCAAUCACGUGUCAGACUCUGCCAGCUCUGUGAUGAUGAGGACGAGACGUCAGACUACAUCAAUGCUAGUCUAAUGGACGGCUACAAGAGGAGCAACGCUUACAUCGCUACUCAGGGUCCUCUGCCGAAGACGUUUGGUGAUUUCUGGCGAAUGGUGUGGGAGCAGAUGGUGCUGAUAGUUGUCAUGACUACCAGGGUGGUGGAGCGCGGCAGAGUGAAGUGUGGUCAGUACUGGCCAAAAGAGGAGGGGACAACGGAGCAGCAUGGACUCUUCCUGGUUAGGAACACAUCCAUUCAGCUAUACCAGGACUUCAGACUGUCUCAGCUGGAACUGUUCAACAGCCAGACAGGUGAGAUGAGGGAGGUGUCUCACUACCUGUAUGUCAGCUGGCCAGACUUCGGUGUGCCCAAGUGUGCGUUGGCCAUGUUGGAUUUCCGUGAGCACGUGCAGCAGCGGCAGGAGACGGCGCUGAGGAGUCUGGGAGCUGAGUGGGUGGGACCUCCAGGUGGGCCACCGCUGGUCGUACACUGCAGCGCAGGCAUCGGACGCACAGGUACGUUCUGUACCCUGGACAUCUGUCUGUCCAGGCUGGAGGACAUCGGGACGGUGGAUGUGUGUGAGACAGUGAGGAGGAUGAGGACCCAGAGAGCCUUCAGUAUACAGACCUGGGAUCAGUAUUACUUCUGCUACACGGCUGUCAUCGAGUACGCACAGCGACGCGGCAAACUGACCCCGGUACAGUGGUCCGAUUCAGACCUAGAGACAGACAGCGAGUGACGGACGGAGGGAGGGGAGGGAGGAAUGGGAGGGAGGAGGAGGACGGAUGGAAACAGGAUGUGUCCCAGAAAGAGGAAGAACGCGUGAAAGCUAAACGACUCUUGAGUUACUCUCCCAAAUCAUGAGGAGGAGAAGAUGAGAUGUAUCAACGAUUGAUUGGUUGAUUGAUUGAUUGAUAGAGCAGUGUCCUGCCAUUUAGUAUUUAGUGGGGCGGCUCUGAGCUAAGAGGAGCUCUCCUCUCCUGGCCUGUUUCUCCCAUAGAGCUAAGAGGAGCUCUCCUGUCCUGUUUCUCCCAUAGAGCUACGAGGAGCUCUCCUGUCCUGUUUCUCCCAUAGAGCUACGAGGAGCUCUCCUGUCCUGUUUCUCCCAUAGAGCUAAGAGGAGCUCUCCUCUCCUGUCCUGUUUCUCCCAUAGAGCUAAGAGGAGCUCUCCUCUCCUGUCCUGUUUCUCCCAUAGAGCUAAGAGGAGCUCUCCUCUCCUGUCCUGUUUCUCCCAUAGAGCUAAGAGGAGCUCUCCUCUCCUGUCCUGUUUCUCCCAUAGAGCUACGAGGAGCUCUCCUGCCCUGUUUCUCCCAUAGAGCUAAGAGGAGCUCUCCUCUCUUGUCCUGUUUCUCCCAUAGAGCUAAGAGGAGCUCUCCUGUCCUGUUUCUCCCAUAGAGCUAAGAGGAGCUCUCCUGUCCUGUUUCUCCCAUAGAGCUAAGAGGAGCUCUCCUGUCCUGUUUCUCCCAUAGAGCUGAGGAGCUCUCCUGUCCUGGCCUGUUUCUCCCAUAGAGCUAAGAGGAGCUCUCCUCUCCUGUCCUGUUUCUCCCAUAGAGCUAAGAGGAGCUCUCCUGUCCUGUUUCUCCCAUAGAGCUAGCUAGAGGGCUCUGCUUUGCCCCUGUGCAGCAACGUCUGGUGUGACAGCAUGUGCUGCACCAUAAGAGGUCUGUCUAAGUCUACGGUUGCUCUCCCUGAACCGAGUAGGACAUUCUAGUGACAUGGCACACGACGAUGAAUGACGACCCACUGGACUGUUUCAGAAAAAAAACGAAAAAAACUUUGACCUUUCUUCUUCUUCUUCUGUCUUAUUGGCCUUAGUUCUACGGUGCGUCGGUGUAUUUCCUUGUUCCUUGUCUCGACUUCCUGUAAAGUACAGGAAGUGAACCCUCCGCAAGCCAAAGUCGCCGGACGCCCCCUGAAGGACCGUUCUGAUUUAAGACCCGAUGACUAUAAACACCCUGUAUAUUCCUGUAACAUACCUUUAUAUCUUGUGUUUAUAAUAAUAAUAAUAAUAAUAAUAAUAAUAAUAAUAAUAAUAAUGUCUAAUGGAGGAAGAUAAAGGACGACAACAAGCCUUUGUUUAAUAUAAUUAUCUCUAUCCUUGGGGACAACAAGCCUUGUUUUAAUAUAAUUCUCUCUAACCUUGGGGACAAGCCUUGUUUUAAUAUAAUUCUCUCUAACCUUGGGGACAAGCCUUGUUUUAAUAUAAUUCUCUCUAACCUUGGGGACAAGCCUUGUUUUAAUAUAAUUAUCUUUAACCUUGGGGACAACAAGCCUUGUUUUAAUAUAAUUAUCUUUAACCUUGGGGUCAAUAACAAGCCUUGUUUUAAUAUAAUUCUCUCUAUCCUUGGGGACAACAAGCCUUGUUUUAAUAUAAUUCUCUCUAACCCUGGGGUCAAUAACAAGCCUUGUUUUAAUAUAAUUCUCUUUAACCUUGGGGACAAGCCUUGUUUUAAUAUAAUUCUCUCUAACCUUGGGGACAUUAACAAGCCUUGUUUUAAUAUAAUUAUCUCUAUCCUUGGGGACAACAAGCCUUGUUUUAAUAUAAUUCUCUCUAACCUUGGGGUCAAUAACAAGCCUUGUUUUAAUAUAAUUAUCUUUAACCUUGGGGUCAAUAACAAGCCUUGUUUUAAUAUAAUUAUCUUUAACCUUGGGGACAAGCCUUGUUUUAAUAUAAUUAUCUUUAACCUUGGGGUCAAUAACAAGCCUUGUUUUAAUAUAAUUAUCUUUAACCUUGGGGACAAGACUUGUUUUAAUAUAAUUCUCUCUAACCUUGGGGAUAACAAGCCUUGUUUUAAUAUAAUUAUCUUUAACCUUGGGGACAAGCCUUGUUUUAAUAUAAUUCUCUCUAUCCUUGGGGACAAUAAGCCUUGUUUUAAUAUAAUUCUCUCUAGCCUUGGGGACAACAAGCCUUGUUUUAAUAUAAUUCUCUCUAGCCUUGGGGACAACAAGCCUUGUUUUAAUAUAAUUCUCUCUAGCCUUGGGGACAACAAGCCUUGUUUUAAUAUAAUUCUCUCUAACCCUGGGGUCAACAAGCCUUGUUUUAAUAUAAUUCUCUCUAACCUUGGGGACAAGCCUUGUUUUAAUAUAAUUAUCUUUAACCUUGGGGACAACAAGCCUUGUUUUAAUAUAAUUAUCUUUAACCUUGGGGUCAAUAACAAGCCUUGUUUUAAUAUAAUUCUCUCUAACCUUGGGGACAAGCCUUGUUUUAAUAUAAUUAUCUUUAACUUGGGGACAACAAGCCUUGUUUUAAUAUAAUUAUCUUUAACCUUGGGGUCAAUAACAAGCCUUGUUUUAAUAUAAUUCUCUCUAACCUUGGGGACAAGCCUUGUUUUAAUAUAAUUAUCUUUAACCUUGGGGACAACAAGCCUUGUUUUAAUAUAAUUCUCUUUAACCUUGGGGUCAAUAACAAGCCUUGUUUUAAUAUAAUUCUCUUUAACCUUGGGGUCAACAACAAGCCUUGUUUUAAUAUAAUUCUCUCUGACCUUGGGGACAAGCCUUGUUUUAAUAUAAUUCUCUCUAACCUUGGGGACAUUAACAAGCCUUGUUUUAAUAUAAUUAUCUCUAUCCUUGGGGACAACAAGCCUUGUUUUAAUAUAAUUCUCUCUAACCUUGGGGACAGAUAUCUAUAUUAGUGGGCUGGAAUAUGACAACAGAAGAUUACCGAUUGGUCAUGUUGAUAUUGAAUACUCUGUUUGUAUUGGUCAGGUUUUAUGUCUUUUAACAGUUUGGGCAUCCUGGUUUUAGAUGAUCACAUGUCAGUUGGCCUUAACACUUCCUGUUUCACUGCCUCGAACCCUCCCUCUACUGUCUCUCUUCUUCCUGUUUCACUGCCUCGGACCCUCCCUCUACUGUCUCUCUCUCUUCCUGUUUCACUGCCUCGAACCCUCCCUCUACUGUCUCUCUCUCUCUUCCUGUUUCACUGCCUCGAACCCUCCCUCUACUGUCUCUCUCUCUCUUCCUGUUUCACUGCCUCGAACCCUCCCUCUGCUGUCUCUCUCUCUCUUCCUGUUUCACUGCCUCGAACCCUCCCUCUACUGUCUCUCUCUCUCUUCCUGUUUCACUGCCUCGAACCCUCCCUCUACUGUCUCUCUCUCUUCCUGUUUCACUGCCUCGUACCCUCCCUCUACUGUCUCUCUCUCUUCCUGUUUCACUGCCUUGAACCCUCCCUCUACUGUCUCUCUCUCUCUUCCUGUUUCACUGCCUCGAACCCUCCCUCUACUGUCUCUCUCUCUUCUUGUUUCACUGCCUCGAACCCUCCCUCUACUGUCUCUCUCUCUCUUCCUGUUUCACUGCCUCGAACCCUCCCUCUACUGUCUCUCUCUCUCUUCCUGUUUCACUGCCUCGAAUCCUCCCUCUACUGUCUCUCUCUCUCUUCCUGUUUCACUGCCUCGAACCCUCCCUCUACUGUCUCUCUCUCUCUUCCUGUUUCACUGCCUCGAACCCUCCCUCUACUGUCUCUCUCUCUUCCUGUUUCACUGCCUCGAACCCUCCCUCUACUGUCUCUCUCUCUUCUUCCUGUUUCACUGCAUCGAACCCUCCCUCUACUGUCUCUCUCUCACUUCCUGUUUCACUGCCUCAAACCCUCCCUCUACUGUCUCUCUCUCUCUUCCUGUUUCACUGCCUCAAACCCUCCCUCUACUGUCUCUCUCUCUCUUCCUGUUUCACUGCCUCAAACCCUCCCUCUACUGUCUCUCUCUCUCUUCCUGUUUCACUGCCUCGAACCCUCCCUCCACUCUCUCUCUCUCUUCCUGUUUCACUGCCUCGAACCCUCCCUCCACUCUCUCUCUCUCUUCCUGUUUCACUGCCUCUAACCCUCCCUCUACUCUCUCUCUCUUCCUGUUUCACUGCCUCGAACCCUCCCUCUACUGUCUCUCUCUCUCUUCCUGUUUCACUGCCUCGAACCCUCCCUCUACUGUCUCUCUCUCUCUUCCUGUUUCACUGCCUCGAACCCUCCCUCUACUGUCUCUCUCUCUUCCUGUUUCACUGCCUCGAACCCUCCCUCUACUCUCUCUCUCUCUUCCUGUUUCACUGCCUCGAACCCUCCCUCUACUCUCUCUCUCUCUCUCUCUUCUUCCUGUUUCACUGCCUCGAACCCUCCCUAUACUGUCUCUCUCUCUUCUUCCUGUUCCCCGGGCUGUGUUCCAAAAUGGCACCCUAAUUCCCUAUUUAGUGUUGGAAAAGGUCACUCGUGCACUAAAUAUUUAGUGGUCAAAAGGGCUCUGGGUCAAAAGGUAGUGCACUGUAAGGGAAUAGGGUGCUGUUGAGGACACUUCCCUUCGUCUGAAGGUCUCAUGCUUCCUCAGAUAUGUGCCUUCCAGCUUUCCGUAGCGUGGUUAUUUUGUUGUUCGGGCCCCCCCAAAAAACAGCUACAUUUUACCCAGAACCCACCUGCGUACGUACUUCCUUAAUAUACAUAAUGUCUACGUCCAAAAUGCCAUCCUAUUCCCUAUGAAGUAUGACCUAUGACCCCGUAGGGCUCUGGUCUAAAGUAGUUCACUAUAUAGGGAAUAGGGCUCUGGUCACUAGUAGUUCACUAUAUAGGGAAUAGGGCCCUGGUCACUAGUAGUUCACUAUAUAGGGAAUAGGGCUCUGGUCACUAGUAGUUCACUAUAUAGGGAAUAGGGCUCUGGUCACUAAUAGUUCACUAUAUAGUGAAUAGGGCUCUAGUCACUAAUAGUUCACUAUAUAUAGGGAAUAGGGCUCUGGUCACUAGUAGUUCACUAAAUAGGGAAUAGGGCUCUGGUCACUAGUAGUUCACUAUAUAGGGAAUAGGGCUCUGGUCACUAGUAGUUCACUAUAUAGGGAAUAGGGCUCUGGUCACUAGUAGUUCACUAUAUAGGGAAUAGGGCUCUGGUCACUAGUAGUUCACUAUAUAGGGAAUAGGGCUCUGGUCACUAGUAGUUCACUAUAUAGGGAAUAGGGCCCUGGUCACUAGUAGUUCACUAUAUAGGGAAUAGGGCUCUGGUUACUAGUAGUUCACUAUAUAGGGAAUAGGGCUCUGGUCACUAGUAGUUCACUAUAUAGGGAAUAGGGCUCUGGUCACUAGUAGUUCACUAUAUAUGGAAUAGGGCUCUGGUCUAAAGUAGUUCACUAUAUAGGGAAUAGGGCCCUGGUCACUAGUAGUUCACUAUAUAGGGAAUAGGGCUCUGGUCACUAGUAGUUCACUAUAUAGGGAAUAGGGCUCUGGUCCGUUUCUGACGUAGCCAUUGGCUGCGUCUCCGAUGAUGCCGUUUUCCCCUUGUAGUGUACUAUAAAAGAAUGUACUGUAAACUAGUGUACUAUAAAAGAAUGUACUAUAAACUAGUGUACUAUAAACUAGUGUACUAUAAACUAGUGCACUACAGAGGGUGUGAGGUUUUGAGACCGACAACAAUAAUAUCAUUGGAGUUCAGGUGUUUAAUUAAUGCUGGUGUUUUCGCCUCGUGUCAAAGAUCCCGUUUUCAGGUUUCGCCUCUUUUGUGAUUAUCAUUUUAAAUAAGUAUAUAAGUAUAUCCAUUUUUAUUUUGUAUUUUAUACAGUUUAUACUGUAUUGUGUUCUAUCAUAUAUUUAUGUCUUUGUAAAAAAAAAAAAAUGAAAAAAAACGGACAAACUUAGACAGUAUUGAAAAUCGAUGAAUGUUGGUACGAAUGAUGCUUGUAAACAAAAUAAAUAUUUAACAAACUGAUCUUUGUGUUCAUCUGGUAAACUAGAAGAUGAAGAAACCUGGUUAAAUAAAGGUGAAAUAAAAACAAUUUCCUCAUUA